This is a messenger RNA of Oryzias latipes (Japanese medaka), 1384 nucleotides long. RefSeq names its product olfactory receptor 4B13-like. Gene Ontology annotation, biological process: G protein-coupled receptor signaling pathway; detection of chemical stimulus involved in sensory perception of smell. Gene Ontology annotation, molecular function: olfactory receptor activity; G protein-coupled receptor activity; odorant binding. Lineage: Eukaryota; Metazoa; Chordata; Actinopteri; Beloniformes; Adrianichthyidae. The record is from RefSeq and is a predicted model, not a curated record. Gene Ontology annotation, cellular component: membrane.
GUUCCUAUCAUGGCCUCCACUGCUUCUUCUUGAACAGCAGGGGGAUCAUUUUUUAGUUUUACUCAAAUGUUUUCUUCAGGCCAAAGUAGCCUUUCUCCAGACGUAUAUGGUUUAUUUGCAGAUGGGUAGACUUGAAGCUGUACUGAAAGUUCAAUGCAGUAGAGGAUUGACUUUUUUUUAACCUUGUUUCAUUUUAGUUGUUAUGAUGAGUUUGUUUACAUGGUAGUAUUUUUUUCAUGAAAGAGUAAAUGAGACCCUUAGAGGGUAAGAUAGAUCUGUUAUAUAGUAGCUCUGACAGAAACAGAUUCCAGUUUGAGCAACAACACAGAUCUUUGAAACUUUAGGCUUUUUUCCCACUGUGCUGAUUUAUUAUUGUUUGAAUGACUGUUUUUUCAUUAUCAUUUUGAGGAACCGUUAUGAAUGUGACAUACAUAAGUCUUAAAGGUCAUGUGGAGCUAGAAAAGUACAGGUAUUUUUAUUUCUUUAUGAUGUUACCUGUUUAUAUUUUGAUUGUCUGCAGCAAUUGUACAAUAAUUUCUCUGAUUGUGAUUCACAAGAACCUUCAUGAGCCUAUGUACAUUUACAUUGCAGGACUAUUGAUCAACUCUGUUCUUUUCAGCACAAACAUCUACCCUAAACUUUUGACAGACUUUUUAUCUAAUGAACAGGUCAUCUCUUAUCAAGCCUGUCUCUUUCAAAUUCUGGUUUUUUACUCAUUCAGUUGUUCAGAAUUCUUACUGCUGGCAGCCAUGUCUUAUGACAGAUAUGUGUCCAUAUGUAAACCUCUGCAAUAUGCAAUCAUUAUGAGAAAAACAAUUGUCUUUAUUUUACUGGGAUUGGCCUGGAUUGUACCUUUUAGUCACCUUGUUGUUCCUGUUGUUAUAUUUGCAAACUUAGAGCUUUGCAGCUUUACAUUGAACGGUAUUUUCUGCAACAAUUCUAUAAAUUAUCUUUUCUGUGCAGGUUCUAAAGCUCUGUUAACAUUUGGUACAGUUACUCUGUUUAACAUUGGUAUUCUUCCCAUGCUGUUUGUAAUUUUUACAUAUGUAAAGAUUCUCUUAGUGGUUUAUAAAAGUUGUAGAGAAGUCAGAAGAAAAGCUGCUCAGACCUGUUUACCUCACCUGCUGGUUUUAAUCAACUAUUCUUGUUUGAUGACUUUUGACUUGAUUAUAAUUAGGCUGGAGUCAGAUUUUUCAAAGACUACUCGUUUAAUAAUGACACUGCAGAUCAUCAUGUACAAUCCUCUUUGCAAUCCAAUCAUUUAUGGAUUAAAAAUGACAGAAAUCUAUAAACACUUAAAGAAGUUAUUGUAUAAAGGUAGACAUGACUGUUAAUUUUCUAUCUUUAUUAAAACUGGCUAUACAAGCUCAUACAUAUUUGGACA